ACAUCACACAGUGUACCCGUCAAGGCCAGGGGCCAAUGCACACCUUCCUCACCUCCUUGCAUGGCUGCUGUGUUUUUUGGCUCUUGUAUCUGCUUUACGUGGCUCUUCUGACUCAGGUGCCAUUUGCUAACCCUGUGCUCUAUGUAGCUGCUUCUGACAGAUCUUCUUUCCUCUUCUAAUCUUCCACUCAGUGGUCCCAGCAAACGAGGACAAGAUAAGAUCUUCACCUACAGAGAGUCCCAGGGGCCAACGCUGGGCAGAGACUAGCUCAACCCUUCUUACAAAAGGGCUUUUCCACAAGCGGCGCCUCAUUUAGCCUCUGCGCAGUGAGACACUCUGCCUCGAGAACAACUUCUCAUGGAGCCAGAAGCCUUAGAAAUCUGCCCGUACAACCCUCACCACCGAGUCCCACUCAGCAGGUUCCAGUACCACCUGGCCUCGUGCAGGAGAAAGAACCCCAAGAAAGCCAAAAAGAUGGCCAGCUGCAAAUACAAUGCCUGCCACGUGGUCCCCAUCAAAGAACUGGAGGAGCACGAGGCUGCUUGUGUCAACAGAAGCUCCGUGGAAGAAGAGGACAACCUGAGCCCUCUGAAAGUUGGUCUUCCAAGUUCGGAGCAGAAGGACGACGCCCUGCAGACCUCCCCCUGGCUUCCCAACCCUGAUAUCUGGAACGUCGAUGACGCUAACUGCCACCCUAUGUUUGUCCUUAAGACUUUUGUUCCCCAAAAGCUUGUUUGUGAGAGCGACACAAGGGAGUCGGAGAGGGAGGAGACCAGCCCCCAGAAGAUCCUCAGACCAGGACAGUAAAGUGCCAGCCGGGGAAGUACCACUCACCUCUUAGGCAUGAAAGGAUAUGCAUCGCAAUAAAGGGCAUGCACAGUAAACUACA
Microcebus murinus (gray mouse lemur) is the source of this 889-nucleotide messenger RNA. It is a transcript of the gene GTSF1L, whose product is annotated as gametocyte specific factor 1 like. Lineage: Eukaryota; Metazoa; Chordata; Mammalia; Primates; Cheirogaleidae. The record is from RefSeq and is a predicted model, not a curated record.